GUUUUACAGAAACUUUGCUGCAGUACAGCCGUCAAGAAUCUGUGCAGCAGUCAGACAAAAUACUUUCAGUUUGGACAUUAUUUAAACACAGCUCAUCGUGGGUUUGGCCUCAGAAUCUGUCUGAACUUCACUCCAGCAACAGGCAAUACCGUUACACAGGUUAACGGCAGGUGAUCCGCUGGGCCUGUGGCAUUCUGGGAAGGCACAUUACCUUCCUGUGUUGUGUGUACCAUCAGGAGACAGUGUCCAGAAGAGGGGGGAUUUAUAAAGUCAUCAUUUGGAGGACAAUUAGAAAAAUAAAUAAACACAAUCACAAAGUGUCUUACCAGUUGAAAUCUUUUUUUAAAGCUGUCGUGACCCGACUCAGGAAGUCACAACAAAAAUGGGAGACAAUACCAAGUUUAAAUAAUUCUUUAUUAAACCAGACUAGACCAAAUGAAAUAUUUACAAUAUAAUGUGUGGAAGUCAGUAAAGUCAGUAGUGUGUGAUGUGCAUGAGUGGAGUAAGUCUGUGUGUAGGUCUUGUGAAAUGCAAACAUAGCAAAAGGUAACUUAGUCUAACAUUCUCAAACAAAAUGGAGUAUACCUGUGGAGAAGGUCAGAUAAGAGAGAGCAGAGAGAGAGAGUGUGUGUGAGACUGCAGGAGCUGAAAAGUGGAUGGCCCCACUCAGUUGUAGGUUAUAUGCAGGCAUGUUUCGGUGCAGCAUUGGCUGGUUCUGCCAAAACCACUCCUACCCACAGAACGCACACACCUAGGAGAUAAACAUGAAAAGCAGAACACAACUUUAAACAAAGCUUUAGUUCACACAGUGAGUCGAUUAAAAUAAAUGAAAUGAUCCUAAUUCUAUCAAAAACAUAGAAAUUGGCAUGAUGUUGUUCAAAAGAGAUCAGGCAUAUUUGGAGGCAUAUUUAUGAGACAGCAUAAAAUCCAAUGUUCUCCAAUGAAACAGCUUUGCCAAAACAAAGUCUACAUUUACAGGGCUCAGUAUUAUACGUUUUGACGUUUCGUCUGAGAUGUGUAAAAUCAAAUAUAUCUGUGUGUUUGUAAUAAAUUACGGUGUGUUACAAACCUCACACUGAAAGUUCAGACGUGGCUUAUGAUCAGUUUAUAGAUUUUUAAUAAACAGAGCAGGGAGGGUGACGCGCAGAUGAGCAGACAGAAGGAUAAGCACUCUGUGCACAUAGGAGCGGUUUGGACAGCAUCAGUGUGUUAACAGAGACUGCAGUCUGCCAUGCCAUGUAGUAAACAUACUUUACUGGUAAACCAGUAAACCGUAGAGAAGAUUAUCAAUUUAACCUUUAGGUUUUUGUCCGUGCGCAAUAUGAGCUCUGACACGUUCCCCGACUUGCUCGUAUAGCUCUCUCUCUCUCUCUCUCGCCUAUUAUAAACAAGGUCCAGACUGUUUUAGUUACGGACAAAAACAGUAAUCACACAUACCGGUGUAGGCUACUACAUCUAUACAUCACAUGUAACAGGAUUAAAUGUAGCUCUAGCGAAAGUUCAGACAGGAAGAUUAUAUUUUGCACACUCGUGUUAUUGUUUAUUAUCAUACCAUGUCAAAUCACUCCUCCACGCAUGCUCACUCAUAACUUCUCGUAAUCAUCACCUGGUCACAUCUAUCCAAUAGCACUGCUCCACUCCCUCAUUGUUAGCCUAUCACAUUGCUGCUGUCUCUUUUAAAAAUGGCUUUCUCUUCCACUAGUUCAUUCAUGCCAUCGUUAUGAGCGACUUCAACCCAUCAGAUGCGAGGUCAGACGUUCACGUUAUCGUUUCAAUCUCGGGGACCCUCAGCUGCAGUCUCAACGCCGAUCUCCACCUGAUACUCUGUGGCUAACUCAAUACAAUCAAUCCAGCCAAGCAGCCAGUCCUCGGGGAAAAAACAACGCAUCAGCCUCCGCGGCGCAGCCUCUCUCUGAUUUUCUUUCUAUUAGCAAGAUCAGCAGGACACAGAGAUCUCCACCAUGUCCACUGCAGACCAGCUGCUGGAGCAAAUGUUCUCCUGGAUCGAGCAGAGGGAACAGUGUGCAAGGAAGCUGAAGAAGCUGGCCCAGGAGCUUGAGUCACUCAGAGAGAAAUGUAACGCCAGUGAAGUUGUUGGCAGUUCAGUGGCAGUGGUUGGAGCGGCAUGUUUACUUGGAGCCGGUGUGGCCACUCUGUUCACCGGCGGUGCAGCUGCUCCAUUGUUAGGUUUAGCGGGAGGAGUGUAUUCAGGCGUAGGUCUCGGCAUAUCUGUGAUUACUAAAAUCACUGAGCACCUCUCGUCAAGCGACACCAUGAAAGACGCAAAGAAGAUAGAAAGUCAGAGCAAUGAAAUUACCCAAAAAAUCCAGAAACUGUUCCAGAAGCUGAAGGAAGAGAGGCAGCAGGCGGGAUCCUUUACAGGCCCUGAUGAUCUGGACCGUCAUGUCAUGACUGAAAUCUUGGGAGCCAUGGCCAGACGAAGUGGAAUGCAUCCUCACUUCAUCAUGCAAAUGCUCCAACGGCCCAAUUUAUUUUUUAGUGCAGGAGCAGGCAACAUAGGGCUCGACCAGAGAGUCUUUAACCCUGAACUGAUGGUCGGACUUGCUGGUAUUUUAUCAUUUUUCACACUGACAGCUGGUGGGAAGGAAUUUCAAUUUCUGUUUGCCAAAGGAGGCCAACAACUGUUCAAAGAAGUCUCUAAAACUGGACUUAAAACAGCCCUUAAAGGAGGUGCCAUGGCUGUUGGGGGAGUGAUUGGAAUCGCGUUUGAACUUCCUGAGGCAAUCAACCAAUGGAAAGACCUGAUUGAGAAGAAUCAUGUGACUGAAGCGAGCCAAUCACUGAGAGAUACAGCUAACGACCUUGAAAAGAUCAGCCGCACUCUGAAGGAGCAGCUGGAUAAGAUCAAAAAAAUGUUUAAGGAGUUUGAAGUACUGAAGAGCUGCAUUGAAAACAGCAACAGGAGUCCUCAGCAAAAGGAAGACUUCAUCGAGAUUGUUAAAAGAUAUUGUCAGGAUCAAGCCAUCUUGUCAUGGCUGUUAAAGAAUUAUGAAACUGAGAUCUUCUUCAAACUCCUGGACAUAUUUUAUUAUAUAAAACAAAUGUUGGAAAAGAAAAAGGAGAAGACAGACCGAGAGAACAUCGACAUCAUCUUCGUAGCACAUGGAUCAAUUGAAGAGCCCCUGAUGCCAGCCAGCACUCUGCUCCCUCUGUCCACAAUCGAAGAUGUGAUCCUGUAUUCUCCCUGGAACUCUUUCAUUGAUUCAAAAUUGGCGUAUGGUAUUAUUAAAGGAAGCCUACAACCUCAUCACAGGAUCUUCGGCUGUGCACCACCUUGUCGCUGUCAAAAUUACUUAAACCAUCUGCCCACCAAACUGCCACCAUACUGGAACUCAAUGAAGAAUUCUGGCGCAGGGCUCAUCCCAAACAUCUUCAUUGAACCUCUGAAAUCAGUAGACCCAGCAUGGAACGGUGUGGUGGAGCUACGAGGAUUAUAUGGUCAACCUGGGACAAACCGAGUCUUCAUUCCAUACAAGUUCCCGAUGAAAAUCCCGUUCUAUGUUGUCACUCUGGCCCUGUCCCUGGUGCUCUUUAUCUUUCCAUUCAGAGCAACUGUCCACCUCGCAGCAUGUCUGGGUAGAUCCUCACAAGAAACGCUGUCUGGGCAGGUCGAGAACCUCAACAAGCAGUAUUCAUGCACUGUCGACGGCACAUACAUGUCAUCCACAGACAACAUGUUUUCUGAAGAUCCUGGACUGUACAGAGCCUUGCAGGCUUGGUUUGAUCAGUAGGUCAUUUUAGUGUUAAAACUACAGUGGACCUGAAAGAUCAACAGACCAGGAACACAAAGAGAAAGCUGAAGGAAAUUUAAAAACAAAACAUCCGGACAACACAUGCAAAUUAUUUAGGUU
Messenger RNA from Labrus mixtus (cuckoo wrasse), 3872 nucleotides. RefSeq lists its product as uncharacterized. Gene Ontology annotation, biological process: lipid transport; lipoprotein metabolic process. Bases 1962 to 3752 code for a protein of 596 amino acids. The transcript has 5 exons. The record is from RefSeq and is a predicted model, not a curated record. NCBI's taxonomy places the organism in Eukaryota, Metazoa, Chordata, Actinopteri, Labriformes, Labridae. Gene Ontology annotation, cellular component: extracellular region. Gene Ontology annotation, molecular function: lipid binding.